Molecule: messenger RNA, 1008 nt
Organism: Angiostrongylus costaricensis
Lineage: Eukaryota; Metazoa; Nematoda; Chromadorea; Rhabditida; Metastrongylidae
Source: the annotation of a GenBank genome assembly
GUGAUUCAAGAUGUCAUUGAAAUUUUCAAGUUCCGUAAAUUCGUGGAGAUCGAUACGCAUCCAAAUGGUGGCGCGUCGAUUUUAAGAACAGACUGGAACAAUAUAAGGAAACAUUUCGACGCAGAAGAUAGAGUGGAAUUUGCCAAGCAAUUUAUCCGUCUUGGAUUAGCAGAAUCUAAUGGGAUACCUGUUUUCGUCAUAGGAGUUCUGGAGAAUGCCGCUUCGUACCUUGUGGAUGUCUUUCAAUACAUGCAUGAGAAGCACCCACAAUUGCCAGUUAAAGUUGGAUCUCUGACAAAUAAACAAGUUGUGGAAACUAUGUCAUUCAACACGUAUUACAAGCAAGUCAUGGAAACUUGUCAUCAUGGGACAUUCAGAACUGGUCCUAUGCACUCAGUCUCAAUGGUUGGUGCCAAACAAGAGGAAUGUGGUGACUAUUUUGCUGAACUCUUAGCAGAAUUGGAGAAGUCUCCCAUUUUACGACCAAUAAUGCCAUGGGGGGAAUGGUCGACGUUAAAUCUCGACAAUAUUACCGAAUGUGACGAUGGCCCGAUAUUUUGGGUUCGUCCAGGGGAGCAGCGUCGGGAGUUGUUGUUCGAGGAUCGCACACCUUGUCAUGCUGAUCAUGUUGGUGACGGUCUGGAACGCAAAACCACGGCAGCCGUUGGUAUUCUUCAAUCAAUACGAGCUCCGAACGAAAAGCCAUCUCGACGAGCGGUCAAAGAUGUUGUCUGUUUCCAUGCCGCCGAUUUUGAGCGAAUAGUGGAGACUUUGCAGCUUGAUUUGUAUGAACCUCCAAUGUCUCAGUGUGUACAGUGGGUAGAAGAAGCAAAAUUGAACCAGCUUCGUCGAGAAGGUGUUCGAUAUUCGAAGUUUCAGCUCCAUCACAAUGAUAUUUAUUUUUUGCCGCGGAAUAUAGUCCAUCAGUUUCGUACAAUAUCUGCCUGUGCUUCUAUAGCAUGGCACGUACGACUUCAGCAGUACUAUGUGGAACGAACUUCUGAGUGA